AUGGACAAAUUUGCUACGUUGGAGCCGGUAAAACUCUAUGCAUCAGCGACGUCGACAGGUGCUCGCCUGCUCUCACGAAAUCAUACGACGUCGAAGCCCGUUGGUUCACCUCUAGUAGGCCGUCUGCCAACGGACUUGCAUCUCCUCAUUUUAUCCUACGUCCUAAUACCAGAUUUCCCUGCAUACAGUCGAUGUUCGCGGUCUACGGCCAACCUUGCUCGGAACGAGACCGUCUGGGAAAAGCGUUGGAAGGCCUUGGGCGUGGAACAGCACUCACUAUCGUCUGUUCUCGAGGACCUGGAGGCAAAAUCGAGGGGACAGGUAGCAGCGAGUCGUGCAGCAGCUCCACCGACUAUUGCAGUCGACGAUGAAUUCGGGGACUUUGCGACUGUCGACGUUCUCAGCCCACCGCACGCGGAGAUGGGCGACUUUGUGGGCGCAUUCGACAACGUCGUGUUCACUCCAAAGUCGCCGAUGCCUGCACAUAUGGAGCCUUCGUUUAGGGAGCGGUACAUCCGGGCGCAUAAGCUACUGAGGCCCCUUACACGGAUACUGUCGUCGCCGCCUCAUAUAGUACUCAACGAGCUAUCCAAUUCGGUGUCACAUACACUGCGGCAUGAAGCGCAGACAUUACGUCUCCUCUCCCUCUUCCUCUCACCCCAGGUGCAGCCUCUUCGGCAAUGGGACACCCUGUCCUCGUCAUUGCGGUCGGCCAUGGACCGGUUCGAUGCCAACCUCCUCGCAGCGUUCGACCUGGCAGACAGUAAAGCGGAUGAGGCAGGGAUGAAAGAUGCAGCAGAGUCCAGCUGGCAGAUUUGGGACGGGCGCGGCGACUGGGAGAUGGGCAAGGUGUGGGCUGAGAAGAGAGAGAUAUUCUACGUCCAGGAGAGAUGGAAUCCUAUGGACAACUUUACGUGCAAUCGAGAGCUUGAUUUUGAUGCCAUGGAUGAAUUCAUAACCGCGAUUCUCGGAUCCAUUGUCGAACAUGGAUCGCGUGCGGUACGCGUAUUUCCACCGGCAUCGGAUGUUCUCGUAUCUUUUGCUGACCGUGUCGCUACCGAAGUUGUCGGGGAAUAUGUGACAUCCCUUCUCACGAGAGCCCGCGAAAUCUCUAACGAGACGUACCUCAAAGCGGCAGCAGCCAGCUUUAAGGAGUCUUGGCGUAUGGUAGAUGCAAUUCUACAAGCUGCUAAAACCAGUCUCAACUGCAAUUUGACGCAAACAAGGGCAGAGGAUGUUGUGUACCGUAUGUUUGAGAUUAACAUGGACGAGUACCUCGAUGAAGAGGUCGAGUCUGUAAAACAAGCGCUCGAUGUGAUAUGUAAAGGUUGGGAACGACAGCACGCCGAGACAUCGUCAGCAAUGAACACUGCUCGGUUUUUGAGCUCCCACAACCCUGCGCAAGUGAAGAGAAACGUGCUGGCCUCUUUCACUAGCGUCUUGUUACUUCCUGUUACCAUUGUACCAAGGACUGUUGGAGCAGUGGGUGGUGCCAUCAUGACUGGAGGUACCGCUGCCGCUCAAGGGAUCGCAAUGCUUAACCCUCAGAGAUGGGGAGGUGGUGGUGCGGUCACGUCUAAUGGGUAUUCCAAGAAUUUAGCAAAGGAUGGCGAAAUGCUGUUCGAUAAUCCUGAUGAUGAUGAUGAAAAUGAAAAUGACGAGGAGUCCUCUGAGAAGGAGCCCCCGAAACUAGAAAUUUCAUCAUCUACCCCGGACCUUCCAUCGUCGGCUCCGACACCUCCUGCAUCAGGCUCGAAUGGAACUAUCACACCACUCACAGGGAGCUCUGGGAUCAAUCAGCUUGACCUUCUACUUUCCCUAGACGUGGCUUUGGAACUCAUUCAUGCUGAUCGUGAAGGCUUAAAGCGAGUUGAGACGUUUGCCGGGUACCCGGGGCACUAUGGGCAUAGAGUUCGGGAUACUAUCGAGGAGAUUUUCAUCCUGAUGCUUCAGACGCUUAGUGAACGACAUGUGACCAAAGGAUUUUCUGCCGCUAUCGAGCAAAUGAGAGCCUACAAACCUGCGGAGCACGAAGAAACAACAAGUGUUGCUCCACUCCUGCAGUUUUUUGAGCUUGUCCACAUUGGAGACACUAUCCAGUCCAUGGUUCAAGUGUAUUUCGACAAGGAGCUUGUACCUCAUAUCGAUCGACACGACUUCCUCAAUGCAGUUGUGCGGGAGAAAAAGCGGUUCGAAAAUGCUCUGGACGAUUCCGUUGCUGGUGGACUUAAUGCUGGCACAGAGGUGUUGAUGAAUCAGGUGGAGCACAUUAUCAUCACUUUGACACAGCCGCGUGAAUACUACCCUCCCGAAGACAGGCCCCUUGAGCUGGGAGCGACCAACGGGUGCAAGGAGGCUAUCAAGUGCUUGGAAAUGCAUUGUAAGCUGUUGAAGGGAAGCACUAGCAAGGAGGUCCUGGAAGUGUUUCAUCAAGAGGUGGGGAUCCGGCUCAUUGCCAUCCUGCAGAAACACAUCAAGAGGCAAAUCAUAUCGCUGAACGGAGGAUUCCAAGUUAUCGCUGAUUUAAAUGCAUACCAUGCGUUUAUAUCUUCGCUUAAGGUUCCUUCGAUUGUCGCGGAUUUUUCGCACUUGAAGAUGCUGGGGCAUGUGUAUGUUGUUGAGGAUGCUAAGGAUCUGGCGCAGAUCGUCAGGGAUGUUACCCGAUAUGGGGGUGCAUACAAGCCCGAGGAUAUCUACGAGUUUAUCCAGCAUAGAUCGGAUUGGAAGAAGAUUGAAAAAACGGUCGACAAGACGAUGUAUAAUCUCAGUUUCAAGGAGGAUUGUAUUAUUUGUUGAAUUAUACUGAUACGUUGGAUACGAUUCCAGAAAUUUUUGCGCUCAAAUACGCCUAUCGCAACGUGCAGAAUGAUGUUCAUUCAGACGCCAAGCGACGGCUAAUAUUUUGCUUUCUUCUGUUCGUUCGUAAGAUCGACGAGCAAAGAUCAUGUUAUGACA
Molecule: messenger RNA, 2955 nt
Organism: Desarmillaria tabescens
Lineage: Eukaryota; Fungi; Basidiomycota; Agaricomycetes; Agaricales; Physalacriaceae
Product: exocyst complex component Sec10-like protein
Exons: 11
Coding region: 1-2796 (931 amino acids)
Biological process (GO): Golgi to plasma membrane transport; exocytosis
Cellular component (GO): exocyst; cytoplasm
Molecular function (GO): protein binding
Source: RefSeq, a predicted model, not a curated record